UAAAAGCUUAGCACAAUGUUGCUUAAAUCAUUAUUGUUAUUGUGCUGCCUGGUCCUUAUCAAAGGAGCCGAAGUGCCUGAAGAAGAAGAAAAUCCUGCGCCAAUUUUGCAGUUUCUUAAUGACGAUCAAAUAGCAACAUUUUUGUCGGAAAUUCCUGACGCUAUCAAGUUAAGCCCUGAAGUCACUGUCCAGAGCAGCAAGGCUAGGAGAGAGUACGAGCCGCAUACGCUUAGAUGGACGAUAGGAUCACGCCAGACCGGUGACGCUGUGGUUUACAGCAAUGCUCAACCAAUUCAAUGGUUUGAUAAUUUUUCUAAUCUUAAGUUAAUUGUGACAUACCCAAAGACAGGCUCGGGCAAAAUAGUUACCUAUGUGUCGAUCGAACUCCAGCAGUCAAAUCGUCUUUUUCAUGCAUACGUAUUCGAUGGUGGAAUUGGAGAACGGAACAUCGAACUCUACGUACAAGCCUAUCACACCCGUUUAUUUAGCUGGGACAUUAAAAUCUACGGCAAAGAUUAAUUAUAAAACAAACAAGUAACAAAGUAACAAAAUGAAGUUAAUAGUAGCUCAUAUCAAACAGACAUUGUAAAUUCAAACGAGCGGGCUGCUCUUAUCUCUGGCAACGCCCGAUUAAUUUAUCGAGCUGAAAGGUUACCGAUAA
Molecule: messenger RNA, 661 nt
Organism: Drosophila innubila
Lineage: Eukaryota; Metazoa; Arthropoda; Insecta; Diptera; Drosophilidae
Exons: 2
Coding region: 16-519 (167 amino acids)
Source: RefSeq, a predicted model, not a curated record